This is a messenger RNA of Thyridium curvatum, 1290 nucleotides long. RefSeq lists its product as uncharacterized. NCBI's taxonomy places the organism in Eukaryota, Fungi, Ascomycota, Sordariomycetes, Thyridiales, Thyridiaceae. The record is from RefSeq and is a predicted model, not a curated record. The transcript has 5 exons. Gene Ontology annotation, molecular function: GTP binding; molecular adaptor activity; GTPase activity. The coding region runs from base 1 to 1290 and encodes 429 amino acids. Gene Ontology annotation, cellular component: cytosol; septin ring; septin complex. Gene Ontology annotation, biological process: cytoskeleton-dependent cytokinesis.
AUGGCUGCAAACGGUGCUCCCUCCGAGUCCCCGGCCCCUGUGGCUGCUGCGCCCAGUGCUCCUGUCGUCGACAACAAGAACAUUGUGCGACGAAAGCUGACUGGGUACGUUGGCUUUGCCAACCUUCCCAAUCAAUGGCAUCGUAAGAGUGUUCGCAAGGGUUUCAACUUCAAUGUUAUGGUCGUUGGUGAAUCUGGCCUCGGAAAGUCGACUCUGGUCAACACUCUGUUCAACACCUCUCUUUACCCUCCCAAGGAGCGCAAGGGCCCUAGCCUCGACAUCAUUCCCAAGACUGUCACCAUCCAGUCCAUCAGCGCUGACAUUGAGGAGGCUGGUGUUCGUCUGCGCCUGACCGUUGUCGACACGCCCGGCUUUGGCGACUUCGUGAACAACGACGAGUCGUGGAGGCCGAUUGUUGACAACAUCGAGCAGCGCUUUGAUGCCUACCUCGACGCCGAGAACAAGGUCAAUCGUAUGAACAUUGUUGACAACCGGAUCCAUGCCUGCGUCUUUUUCAUUCAGCCAACGGGCCAUUCGCUGAAGCCUCUGGACAUCGAGGUGAUGAAACGUCUUCACACCAAGGUCAACCUCAUCCCCGUCAUUGCCAAGUCCGAUACUCUGACCGACGAGGAGAUCACUGCUUUCAAGCAGAGAAUCCUGGCAGAUAUCAAGUAUCACAAGGUCCAGAUCUUCGAGGGGCCCCGGUAUGAGCUCGACGAUGAGGAGACGAUUGCUGAGAACAACGAGAUCCUCUCCAAGGUUCCCUUCGCUGUUGUCGGUGCCACCAACGAGAUCACCAACGCCGAUGGCCGUAAGGUCCGUGGCCGUCGCUACCCAUGGGGUGUCAUUGAGGUCGACAAUGAGGAGCAUUGCGACUUCGUCAAGCUGCGCCAAAUGCUUAUCCGCACCCACAUGGAGGAGCUCAAGGAGCACACCAACAACAACCUCUACGAGAACUACCGCACCGACAAGCUCAUCCAGAUGGGUGUCUCGCAAGAUCCUAGUGUGUUCAAGGAGGUCAACCCUGCUGUCAAGCAAGAGGAGGAGCGCGCUCUGCACGAGCAGAAGCUCGCCAAGAUGGAGGCCGAGAUGAAGAUGGUCUUCCAGCAGAAGGUGAACGAGAAGGAGUCCAAGCUCAAGCAGAGCGAGGAGGAGCUCUAUGCCCGCCACAGGGAAAUGAAGGAGCAGCUCGAUCGCCAGCGUCAGGAGCUCGAGGAGAAGAAGGCGAGAGUCGAGAGUGGACGGCCGUUGGAGAAGGAGGGCAAGAGGAAGGGUUUCUCUCUCCGAUAA